UUUGGUUAAAAUAUAUAAAGCCCUCUAGCAGAUACAUGCAGACGACAACAAUGAACAUCACCAAAAUGACAUCUCUUGUGGUUUUCUUUUGCAUUUGUUUUAUCAUCACUGUUGCGUCCAUGAAUGGUUUGGUUAUCGCAGAAAGAGUGUUCAAAGUUGGGGAUGUGUUUGGAUGGCAAGAACCUGGACAAAACAGCUCUUCGUUGUAUGCUCAGUGGGCUACUAGGAACAGAUUCCAAGUUGGAGAUUCUCUCUCCUUUGAUUAUAAGAAUGACUCAGUUAUUGAAGUAAACAAGUGGGGAUACUACCACUGCGACGCUAGCAAACAUAUUGUUGCCUUCAACAAUGGAAAUAGAGUGUUCAAGCUCGACAAGUCAGGACUAUUCUACUAUAUUAGUGGAACCCCAAGUCACUGCAAGAAUGGCCAGCGUUUGCUAGUUGAAGUGAUGGGUCUCCACCACCAUUCUCCUCCUUUUAUUGCAGCUCCACCUGGAUACCUAGCACCAUCCCCACAACUAAGUUCAGGAGUAUCAGUCUCAGGGACACUUGGUUCAUUGUCAAUGGCUCUUAUGGCCACAUUGAUUGCUUUGUUAUGGUCUUUAGCAUAACCUAUUUUCCUUUUCAAUUGUUAUUAGCUAUAUAUAGGUUGGUUUUCUUGAAAAAAAAAAAAAAAAACCUUAGUAUCUGAUUCCCGCUGUUGGAAUCUUGUGUUUGAGCACUUGUCUUUUCAGUCAUUCAUUGCAUAUUGUUGGAUCUAAUAUGCUAGGAGUUUGUACUUUGAUUUUUCCAAGAAACGUUAUUGCUAUUGAAUUUAAAGCAUUUUAUUAA
This is a messenger RNA of Populus trichocarpa (black cottonwood), 828 nucleotides long. RefSeq names its product mavicyanin. The coding region runs from base 36 to 608 and encodes 190 amino acids. NCBI's taxonomy places the organism in Eukaryota, Viridiplantae, Streptophyta, Magnoliopsida, Malpighiales, Salicaceae. The transcript has 2 exons. The record is from RefSeq and is a predicted model, not a curated record. Gene Ontology annotation, cellular component: plasma membrane. Gene Ontology annotation, molecular function: electron transfer activity.